GAAUUCUAAUUCUGGCAACACUGUUUUCGAUGAACGAAAUGAUCAAACACGUGGAAAAUAUACUGUAGUUGAAAUGAAUGUUUAUCCGUUUUAGUGGGAACGACGUUAUUGUUCUUGUACACAUAUAAUAUAUAUAUAUAUAUCUGUUAUUUAUAUAAGAAGAUUCCGGUUUAAGAGAUUUCAAAUUAUAUUUUGAAAAAAAUAUGAUUCUGAAGAUGGAGAAUUUAGACGAUUUUCCGACUGAAAUUCAAAAUCAACUUGUUACUUUUCAUGGCAAUCUCGAAAAAAUGGGAGAUGUUUUACAGACUUUACUACAGUUUGAUUUCGAGGACGAAAGACUAACUCCAUUAGAGAAAGCAAGGUUACAUUUAACUUCAGCAUAUACAAUGAACUCAUUGUUUUGGAUGUAUUUGGUAUGUAAAGGAGAGAAUCCCAAAGAACAUCCAAUUAAAGCUGAAAUAACACCUUGA
This is a messenger RNA of Centruroides sculpturatus (bark scorpion), 470 nucleotides long. Its product is annotated as nuclear nucleic acid-binding protein C1D-like. Gene Ontology annotation, cellular component: exosome (RNase complex); nucleolus. The coding region runs from base 204 to 470 and encodes 88 amino acids. NCBI's taxonomy places the organism in Eukaryota, Metazoa, Arthropoda, Arachnida, Scorpiones, Buthidae. The transcript is spliced from 4 exons. The record is from RefSeq and is a predicted model, not a curated record. Gene Ontology annotation, biological process: regulation of gene expression; maturation of 5.8S rRNA. Gene Ontology annotation, molecular function: DNA binding; RNA binding.